UGAAACAGCCGGCGGACACGGCCGGCGAGCGCUCAGCGCUGCACUCGCGUACACGUCUCCGCGUAAAAAUAAAGUCCAGCGCGCGUCUGCGCACUUCAACCCAUUUAUAAUUAUUAGUAAACCACGGCGCGGGCGCACGACUGCCGUGGCCGGGCGCGCUCGCGAAAAAGAAAAUAGGUUGGAUUCCAAACGCUUUAUUCGAAGUAUUACGAGAAUAACGAGCCCUUGCGCGACGUCGAACGAUUCGAAGCCCUAGUGAGUGUUUAUGUGUGACGUAGAACAAACUUUAACUCCUACGUAUUAGAUACCGGUGUCGUGUGGCGCGCGAGUUCGUGACAGAUUAAAAACAUUGACGUGUUUGUUUAUUAAGAUACCAGUGUAACUAUCAGUGAUAUCUUUAAUUUGAUUGCAUAGUAAUUAUGCCGGAACGGCCGAAAAGACGGAAAAAUAAAAAUAAACGUAAAAAUAAUAAAAGUUCAGCCACUGAUGUGAAUAAAAACAAUAUUGAAGAAUUGAAAAACGACGCCGUUGAAGAGCCGUGUUCUAGUGUUACUCAAAAUAUUUCAAAUGAUAAUGCGUUACAUAUUACAGAAGAAAACAUUGACAUAACAACGUCAUUAAAAUUAAAUGAUACCUCCAAAGAAUCUGACGCAACUGAUGUAGCAAAAUUAUCGGAAAAUACAAAUGAUGAAAAGGAAACUAUAUCAAAUACAUCAACAAUUAGCUCACAGAUUGAGAAAUCAAAUGAAGAGUUACUAUUGCCUUCUGAAAGUUGUUCUAUUUCAAAUGAAAAAAGAGAAGUAAACAAAGAGAAUCAAGAUAAACAGAAAAAUAAUAAUACAUUGGCAUCAUCUGAUGUGUUUUGUUCUUCAGAUAAAUUAUCAAAUAAUGAUAUUAAUAAUAAGAAUAAAACAGUUGAAGAUGUGAUUCAAACAUACAUAGUGGAAACACCAGAUCAAGUAACUACAACUAAGACCAAAUGUAAGUUAGAUAAUGCAGUGAAAAGUAAAAGUUGUGAUAAUGACGAUUCUCCAACUAUAGUUGAAAUUGUUGAUGAAUCUAAUGGUCAAAGUGAUCAUGACAAUAGUUUGUCAGUCAUAGACAAUAGCAAUAUUAUAAUUUCAGGUGAAGAAUCUGAUAUUGAAUGGGAAAAUGUUAACCACUUUAAUAUACCACAAACACAGCUUAUUAAAGGUAUCAUGUCAAGUGAUACAAUACCACUCAAUAUUGUUCACUGUGAACAAAUAAAAUCACUCAGUCCCCAAGAAGAGCUCUCAUUACGUAAUUACUUAAAAACAUUAAAUUUGUCAACAUGUCCAUCAAAUUUAGAUACCGGAGAUAUUAAAACCGAAAUCGAAGAAAUUAUAAACCGUGAAAUUAAAUAUAGAUUACGAAAAAAAGGAUUUACCGAUGAGACUACAUUAUUCCGACCGGGUCCCUCUAGAUCAUUAGCAGUUAUUGAUGAAGAAGGAAGUGGUGAUUCUUCCAAAACGUCUCGGCGUCAUUCAUACCUAAGUGAUAAAAAAAGCGAUAAUGAGGAACUAGAAGAUGACGUUUUUGAAUGUAAACCAAUAUGUCCGGUAAGGAAUCCUGACAUUAACGUAAAAUUCAAAAAAUCUGACAAACGUUCUAUACCACAACCAUGUUACCGUGUCGAUGCAAAACUCAAAGAACCUGAAAUAUCAGAAGCUCGAGGUGACUGGUCAAUGAAAACAAUUGAAAGAUUAAGUGGAGCUGAAUUAGUCUAUUUAACAGACUCAUCUAGUAGUACUAGUUCUAUAUACGAUUUGAAUGAUGAUGCGGAAAAGAGUGAAGAAACAGAUGCAUCUGUUCGUAUAAUAACACCAACAAUUGAGGUUACAGAUACUGAAUCCUUAUUGUCUAAUACGUUUUUAUCUAAUAAUACUGAUAAACAAGUCAUAAGUAAAUCUUGUGAAAAUGUCUGCAAAGCCAGUUCUGCUAACAUGACAAACACAGAAAACGAUAAAACUAAAGGGUUAGAUGAUAAAGACUUGGGUUUAAAUUUACAAAAUAACAGUCAUGAAAUUAUUAUUUUAAGUACUGAUAAUAUAAAAACUAAUUUAUUUGUAAAGGAUAUGAAUGAAACGCAACUUGCAAUAGAACCAGAAAAAAUAAAUGAAAGUGGAAAUAUUUCCGAUAAAAUUUCAACAAACUCUUCAAAACCCUUAAAAAAUACAGACACGUACGACCUUGAAAUCAAAGUGUUGAAAUGCGAACUUAAUAAUGCAAUCAAUAAUUUGAUCAAAGAAGUUAUAUCAGAUUCUGAAAACAAUAAGGAAAAUUUAAGUGAGACAUUUACACGUCAAGAUUCAUCUAGUAGCUUAGAUUCUUCUCAAUGUACAGCUAAAUAUAAUCCAACUCAUUCUUCCCUCAAUGAUGUUACAAAUAUAUUGCAAGAUGAUUCAUAUGAUAGCAAAAAUAAGGAUAUUCAAGAAAUAGAAGUUAUUUCUAGUCAUGUGAAAGAUGUACUUGAGUGUGUAAAUGAAAACCUACCUCUUAGAAAUGAGAAUAUACCGUAUAAAGAUUGUAAGAAACCAUCUAAACUUAGGGAUAUAUGUCUUAAAAAAAUAAGCUCUUUUCCAUUUGGUGACAAAAUUCUAGAAGAGCUGGCCCAUGUCUCCCUUCGUAUACAAAAUAUGAGUGCUUUGGCUUCCGAACGUAAUCAAACCGUUACCACCCAACCAUCAAAUAACGAUUAUUUAUAUGUAGAUCAAUACGAAGAAAGUAAGACAUUGGAACAUAAAAAAUUGCUAUGUCAUAAUAGUAGCAAUGCUCCUCCACCAAUAUUACCCAGAAAAUCUUCACUUAAAAUAAGCCAAGAAGACCCAUUAACUAAAUUAGUAAUUACAAGAACAGAACCCAAAUAUGAAUGUAUGUCACCAUCACAGAAAAUGUUAAUGGAAAAGACAAAUACCACAAUAGACAGAGAUUUUCAAAGUCAACCUAAUAUAAAUUUAGAACACAGUAAAAGCAAUGAAAAAAAAUAUAUACGAUCCAACAUUCUAAGUUCUUCACCACCAAUGAAAUCAGAAACUGGAAGUCGAUUGUUAGCUUUAUUACGAGACACGUCUGUCUCAAAUAAUUUCAAACCCCAAAAAUUGGAAGACAAUACAAAUACAAAUUAUUUACUAAAUAAGAAAUUUGAUUCACAAACAUUUUCAAAAAGACUUAUAGACGAAAUCGAUUCAACAAAUUUUACCAAAGAAACACAAUGUAAUAAAAAAAGUGUUUCUUCAAAUUUUUCAACUAAUAAUUUAAAACCCUUACCUCCUCCAAAGCCCACUAAGCUAAAAACAUAUUUUUAUGAGAGUGACGAAGGUUCAGAUUUUCGCGAAAACUCUUUCCAAACGAUGCGUAGUAGUAAAAAAUACUUUCACUACUCAACGGGUAAUUUAAGCAAAGAAAUAGAGGAUGAUAUAUCAUCAAUUCAGAAUAUGCACAGAUAUUGUACCAAUUUAAGAGAUCAAAGUUAUGAGUCAAGUCCAAGAAGACCUUCCUUACCUAAGGAUUUAUGUGAUCAACAAAUGGAAUAUAUUCGCCAAAAGGAAAAAGAAGUUGACGCAGAACUACGUCGUCUAGAACAUGAACAAAAUAAAUCAAUUAGGAGUAGAGGCCCUAGAGCUCCAAUGAUAUCCGACGAUAAUCACAUUAGCAUGAAAACUAAAAGUAACAGAAAUAAAGAUUUUAUGCCAAUAUCGCAAACACAUAAAAACACUGGAAAUGAUAAACUGUCUUCUUUAUUCAGUAGUAGUCAAGAAGAAUUACUUCGUGAAAAAAUGUAUUCCGAAUAUGUGAGCCAAAUGGCUGAGAGAGAACAAAGAAAACAGCAAAAAGUUAUCAAAGUCACUCAAACGCCUACUAAUAGUAACGUUACAUCGAAAAGCAUGCCUUUAUUGGAUCUUGAUUCAAAGGUGAACAAUCGCAUUGAACAAGAAUUUAUAUCAAAGGCUCGGGAACGAUGGUACAAAUUAGGUAUUACGGAUCCAGAGACUGAAGACGAAAGGGAUGCGCCUAGUGAUUUAUAUGUUGAACCAAAAGUGAUUGAACAUAAAAUUAAAGUGAUAGACGCUGGUGAAGAGAAGGAUGUUAAGAAAUUGCCUAGCCAUAUGCAGGAAUUUGUGAAGUUUACAGUGAAAGAUAAGGGUGAACAAUCUGGUAGUACUGAGACCGUGAUGAUUGCACCGACGUUCAAGGCGCGCUCUACCUCACCAGCAAUUUGGAGGCCAGGGGCACCGUCAGGGGGCGACGCCCCUACCGCCCCGAGCGCCCCAAGCCCGGGGGCUCCGCCGCCGCCUCCGCCGCCGCCCGUGUGGUCGCCGGGCAGCAACACCACAUCACCACAAACGCCGAGGAAGACCUUCCGCCCGGUACACUUCGAAGACACGCCUCCGCCACGACGAAAAUUUGAGAGUACAGAUCAGAACGGCUGCACCAGCGGCUCGGAGAGCGAGAGUCGUCUUCGGACGUCACACAGCGCACCGGUCACAGGGCUCAACUCCUUAGGAGCAUCAAGCCGCCUGCCUCGAGCUCAAAACCCUACGGUCACCUUACUACAGAAAGCCAGAGAAGGACAAAUUCCUCGCGCCCCCAGCAACAUCCCACCCAGAGAGGAAAACCCUCGACUUCCCCGAGAUCGGCCUUCACCUCCCAGAACAGAACAAGUGCAUGUAUUACGUAAAGACUACGCCAGCGAAAGUGAAGCGGAGAGGAGUGACUUUGAGAGGAGCACUCAUAGAAUGACGGACACUAAAAAGAAGAUUGAAGGAAUCGGACCCACUACCAAAGACGGCAUGCCAGUAACACUUAGAUCUGAAGUCAAGGACCCAUCAAAAUGGUACAAAAAAAUGUACGACACGAUUCACAAAAACAAAUAUGAUGAGGAUUAUGUGACUAUUCGAUACAAAAACCGUCGAGGAGAAACAUUACAAAGACCCAGCAGUAACCGAUCGCAGUAUGCUUACUUUGAUCCUCGCUCGGGAUACCUCAGUGAACCAGAAGGAGGGCUCAGCAGGCUGGCUUCCAGUACAUGGAGUGACGCAUACGACAGUGACGUCACUAGCGGUCCUAGAAGACGAACAGCGUCAGUUCAAGAAGACAGGAGGCAUGAUGAAGUGCCCGUGUACUUACCAAAUAAUAAAUAUAGCACAUUAGCGUCGGCGAGAGCCAGGCAAGAAGUCUAUAAAACCCAACCUGGAAGGAUAGAAAACUAUGUACCUGGAAGGUCGUCUGUCAUUGAUAAAGAAGCAAAACAGUGGUGGGACGAGGUCAUGGACAUUUUUGAUGGGUGGCUAGACGAGAACUCCCCUCUGCCUCCCUACUCCACAUUGCUCGCUCGCGCUAUACAGAAGAGUCAAAAUGAAUCAAAUGCAAUGUCACAGUCGCAGGCGUCGCCCAAAGAGAAAAAGGAUUUUACGUCUGCAAUUCUUUCAAAAUCUAAUAUGGCAAGAGCUCUGAAGGAGUCUGGCUACGAAUCAGAUUCGACACUAGUUUUCCGCCGCCGAGACGACACGGAGGCGCCACUUUCGCCGGCGGAAAGGCGCGCGGCAUACCGGGACCUGCAAGCCGGCGGCGAACCACCGCUCAGAGGGUUCCGUUCGCCAGCACCACCGAGACAAGACGAAUCGGAAAUUGAAUACAUUCCAAUAUCGUCAACGUUAACGAAAAUACGAGUACACAAAAAAACGCCGCAAAUGCACGAAGUGAUCUGCUUCCCUGUAACAAGCCUUAUGAAGGACAAUGAAGAUGAAGAGUAUAUGCAAUAUAGACGCACAUUGACUGAUCAUCCACCGAUACCUCCUAGACGAAUAUCUUCUAAAAAUAGUCGAACACUACAAUUAGUAACAUCAAGACAUUCCUCUCCGUCAACCAAAACGAUUACCCUCGAAAAAUCCAAUGUUGGAUAUCUUAAAGACAAAAUUUCUAAUAAAUUGAGUAGAGAAAAUACUCAUGUAAUAUUAAAAAAGGAUCAAAGUCAAAAGAGAAUCCUAUCAUCUUCGGCACCACCAGCAUUAAAUAGACAUAAAAUGAUAAGUGCUACAGCAAAUAUUAAACAAAAAACACCAUGUAACGGCAAAAAUAUUGGAACAAGUAGUUUUAGUUCUCCUAGAAGAACAAUUUUGCCCAUUAAUUAUCCUAGUACGGGUCGUAAGCAAGCAGAAAUUUCUUCCGUUGUGUUGGAGGGCGGCGCAGGGCGAAAGACGCCCAUAACCAAUAUAUUAGACAAAAUAACUACAUUAGAUAAACUGUGGGGCUCACAAAAAAGAAAUGAACGCAUCGAUAUUUCUAAAAUAAGACCAAAAAGUUUGCUAAGACAAGGAGAAAUACCAACAAGAGAUACUAUUGUAGGAUACAAACCGACAAAUUCCAAGUCUAUUGUGCCUGUCGUGACACAUAAAAGUAGAGAUAUGAUACGAACUUCAGAAAGAAUCCAAAAAUUGAAAAUCGCAAACAUUCAAGCAAAAUCUACUCCAUGCUUAACGAAAUCGGAAACUAGCAGUAAAUCUUUAAAAUCAAACUCUUUACAAGUAAUGUCCAGCAUGUCAAAAUCUUCUUCACAAAUUGCGCCAAUAUUGAAAAAGAGUAACCAAGUAAAGACUGCUUCGGUAGCAAACCUAAAAAAGAAAAAAUCCCUAGAAACGAUUACUUUAAAGCCUCGAAGUAUACAAUAUCAAGAACCAUCUACUAAAAAAAUAAAAGACUUGAGUAAAACCGUUAAAAAGGGACAAAAAAAUAAAAGUAUUUCGAAAAAAAAUCAGAAAGACACUCCCAACGAAGCUGACAAUCAGUUCGGAGAUGUUUUAGAUGACGAUUCAAAUCGGGUUAAGCUUUUUAAUAAGAAAGAUUCUAAAGAUAUUAAGAAAGCACAUGAUGCUGUUGUAUCCGACUCGUUCUUUCAACAUUUAUUCUUACGCAAGCAAUUUAAUUCAGUUAUGCCUCUUGUAGAACCAGAUUCAAUGAGUUCGGUACUUCAAAAAGCAAAAAUGUUUCAAUCUUUGCCAGAAAGCAAUUUGAGCUAUCCAAAUUCUUUGAAUACCUAUUUGAUUCACCGUAAACCAGUUUCUCUUUCACGAUUUAAAAUGUGGGAUAGACAACCAAGUCCUUUACAUGUUGAAAAUUCUAGGUCAAUUUCAUGGCCUGGUAAAAUGAACGGUAAUAUUCGGAAAUUUGAUAGUUUAUCCAAAUAUGAUAGUGAGUUUGGAUCUGCAUCAUCUUUAGCAACAGUACGAAGUAAAAGUGAACCACCAGCCAACAAGCUUUAUUUUUCACAAACGUCUCGACCUGUUUCACCUACCGUAAUAUUUCAUAAGAAAGAAGAGGUAGCAAGAACCACAUCGCCAGUCAAAUUCAAAUCACCGAAUAAAUUCGUUUUUCUUCAAUCCCCUCCAAAAAGCUUGAAAUCAUCAUCAUCUUACUUUGACAAAAGUAUUAAUUUAAGGCAUAAAACAAUUUCACCAACACGGGUUAUAUUUUCGGAGCCAGUACAAUCAAUAUCACCUUCAGAAAUAACUGAUGUUAGUGAUAAAUCUCGAGACAAAAUACACGGGACAAUUUUCUUUUCUCAAACAUCGAGACCUGUUUCACCUAAAGUUGUUAAUGAAACAUCUGCUAGUCGAAGUAAAUCUACCUCACCAGUUUCAAUAAGAUCCCCAUCGUAUCGCCGUAUAUAUAAUGCAAGAACUCAAACAAAGCUCGAAUCAAUGAAGAAGGAAUUUCGAACUCAAAGCGCGGAUAACGUUAAAAAAUACGAUAAAAUAAAUAAAAUAUCGUCAAGGGCCUGUAGUGAUUCUCACCUUUACAAAAAUGAUCCUGAUUACGACGAAUACAUUCGUGAGGAAAAAAGUUUAAAGAGAAGAUCUGAACGGUUUCGUGAACUUAAUCGCUACUAUGCUUAUUUAGAAAGAGUUGCAGAACUAGAAAAGGAAACAUCUAGUAGAAAUAUUUGCUACAGAAAAAAAGACGAGGAAAUUAUUGAUUUUGACCGUUGGAAAAAAAUUCGCACAAUCGAAAGAGCUGAAGAAGAGCUAAAUAAUUUAUAUUCGAAACUUAAGAAAGCGCAAAAUGAAAGUGAUAUCCUUUUUUAUCCACGGGAUGUUAAUGAUUUUAGAUGGGAUUAUAGUAGAGAAAGAGGACUAAGAGUAAAAGAGAAAUCUGUAGAAGAUCUAAAAGAAGAGUUACAACAAAAAACUGAAGAUCCUGAAGUAGACCAUUUUCACUGUAGAGAUAUGUACAAACCUCUCUGGCGUGGAACAAGUGUAGCCGAAACAGCUUUUACUAUAAAUACAAGAAAUAAAAUAAAAGAUAAAAGAAUUUUAAAUACUGAUAAACCUAAGAGUAAUCCACAGUCAGAUUCUUUAACAGAUUUACAAAAGAAAAUUGGGCUUGGAAAUCGUCUAUGGAGUAGUUUAUCAAUGGAGCAAGUAAGCGCACUUAAAAAUCAACUAAAUGCGAUAUAUAGUAAAGAAUUUGAAGCUAAGUCAAACAAAGAAAAUGAGAAAUAUACUAUUGAUGUAAAAGAUACAGUAUCGAAUAAAAAUCCUAAGCUCCACGUUCGAUGCAGCUCUUUAGUUACCCCUAGGACAAAAGAAAAAGAAACCGAACUUAAUAAAUCAAAAUCAAUUGCAGCUAUAAGCUAUCCUUUGGCUUCUGAAAAAGAGUUAAAGAAUAAUGUUAACAAAAUGCAAAUGUCUCUUACUGAAAACGAAAAGAAAAAAAUUUCACAAUCUCUUAGUAAAGAAGUUUUAAAUAGAAUCAACAAAUUUGAUACAACAGCACUUAGGCAAGUGAGUGAUAAUCUUGCUAUAAGUAUUGAUGAUGGUGAAAAUCAAGCAAAAAUUACAGAUGUAAAUACUAACACUAACACAAAUGCAAUUCUUCCUUUAGAAGACAAAAAUAGGUAUUUGAUUUACCCAGCACAAAAUCCUGAAAUAUUAAAUCAAUCAUCGGCAAGUGAAACUGAAACUGGAAGCUCAGAUAUAUCAGGCAAGACAGUAAUUUACAACGAGCCUAAAAAAGAAGUUCAAAAGAAAGUAGACUAUUUUGAAUCUGUUAAAAACGAAAUCAAUAAACCAAAAAAUAUAUAUCGCGCUAGAGAUACUUCUCUUGAACACAAAGAAUGCCAUCCAGUCACUGACGCAAAAGACACUAAUGCGCAAAAAAAUCAAAUUUUUCAAUCUCAGUCAUGUACAAAUAUUAAAGAUUUUUUUGGGGAAAGCGAGAAAAAUAAGUUUCUGUCCCUCCCCUUAAAGAGUGACCUACAUUCAAGAUCGCCUUCGCCUCGUUCAGAAGUAUACGUGAGCGAUCGAAGAACGCCUGACACGCUACGAUUUUCCAGUGACGAGACAAUCUGGCGUAGUCGAAGCCCGUCCCCCGAUCCGGAGCGAUACUGGCGCACUUACCUUAAACUGGCGCGUGAAGGGGAAGUGCGCCGCCUUGCACGACGCUUUGAUUCCCCCUCUGCAGCCGGAGCUGUUUUGCGACGGUACCGAAGCGAUCCAGAAAUUAUUCGGAACGACAUAAAAAAUAUUUGGCCCUUCGGUGAAAGGGCUACGCGUCGUGGAAAAUGUAGAGCCUUAUUGCCAGUGGCACGCAUGCCACUGCGUCCAAACAAUCGUUUCAUGCCACACAUCGAUGUCAUAUCAAAACUUGCCGCUCUUCGCAAGCGUAACACCACAAGAUCUCAUUCAGCAGAAGAAGCCCUAGAAUGCCGACCUGGAGAAGUAGAACGCAUUCGGCGCAGAUUCGAAGCGAUGUCUCUGCUUGGUGAAAUUUAUACAUCCGCUCCGGACGUACGCUAUUUACAUGACAUAGAGUCGUACUUAGCGGGACCGUGGAUUGCUCACAGAUAUCCAAAACCAGAAGAUAAUUAUAGAUCAAUAACUGACACGACUACUCUAGUUCGCGGACGUGCAGUUCCCGAUAAAAAGAAAAAUAUCAAAACACAGAAUAAGGAAUCGGUUAAGAUUAAUUCUAUUCUUAAAAACGAAUCAUUAGCAAAGCAAGCCUUCAACCCCCUGGCUCACCGGCCGGCCAGUCGCUAUGAGCCCCCUCGCACGCCUCCGCGGCCCCCGCCGACGUCGUGGCCCCAUCGUCUAGCGCCCUAUAUCACGCCCACGCGACACACAGUAACAUUUCAAGAGAACGACACCGCACCGGAACCUCCCCGGCGAGCAUCUCGCAGCAGCUUCUCAGAUUCAGAAUCUCCGAGCCGCCGGUAUGUCGAGAGCGACGUCAACAUCCACUACCGCUGCCCGGUGCGUCACGACCCGCUACCACUGGUGCCUGAGCGAGAGCUAGCAAUACAACAGGCCGAGCAUAUGAAGCGACUGUACAGGGAACAACGGCGGAAUAAAUACUUACAGGAAAGUAAUAUACGACAUGCUGACAUAGAUUCUUUCGAUGCGUCUAUCAAGGAGCUACAGGAUAUGCAAAAUCGGCGUCACCAGGACAACUUCAUGCCAUCACAGAAGACAGUCGUGCCGUUGAAUCGCUACGACGAAGCCGACAAGAUUGUCGCAAAAGCGCUGUACACUUUCAAUGGACAGACAACUAGGGAGCUUAGUUUUAGGAAAGGGGACAUUAUAAAUGUUAGAAAACAAAUUGAUUCCAAUUGGUACGAGGGAGAGGUGCACGGGAAAGUUGGACUGUUUCCUUACAAUUACGUUGAGUUACUAAAGGGCGAAGCAGUUCAAACACUAAAAAAACCAGCCGUCGUUGAAGGGAGAGCUAGAGCAAAAUUUGAUUUCAUAGCACAAACAAAUCUCGAACUACCUUUGAAGAAAGGCGAAAUCGUGGUUCUGUCGAGGCGUAUCGACCAUAAUUGGUGGGAAGGCAGAAAUGCCAGCAGAACCGGAAUAUUCCCAGACAGUUAUAUAACGAUAUUGCAAGAGCCUAGCCCGAGUAAACCUGAGUCGCAGCCAAUCACAACUGGCGACAAGCCGGCAGCAUCGCCCGCGGCGCACGGGCUGUUGAACGGCACCGACAAGCGCAGCAUGGGCUCCCACAGCUACACGCCGCAGCCCAACAGUCCCGCGCUGUCCAACGCCCCGCCCGCCACUCAGCCGCUAUCAGGUUACGUGACAAAGUCGUCACAGAGAGCGUCGGCGGCGGAGCGCGGGUACGGGCCGCCGACGGGCGCCGGCGUCGACCUCAACAACACGGAGCCGUUAUACGUUGACACCAACGCUGAGGCUGUGCCAUAUCGCGCAAUGUACAAAUACCGACCACAGAACCCCGACGAGCUGGAACUGAACGAGGGCGACACGGUGUACGUGCUGGAGAAGUGUGACGACGGCUGGUACGUCGGCUCCAGCCAGCGGACCGGGAGAUUCGGCACUUUCCCUGGUAACUACGUGGAACGCAUCUGAUAGCGCCAGACGCUGCUGCGGCGACUCCGCCGCGCCGCGCUGUGCACUCGACGCACAACAUAAACACAACCUUACCUACUGCCUACAUACAAACAAACAAACACUCCCAAGAUCCCGAGAACUAACUUUCUCUCUGUCUAUUUUUCAAAACAAAAUGCAUACAACAAAGUGCUUUGAUUACGAUAUUCCAUCACCUUGGGGUUCCAAUGGUGACCCCGCAUCGAAAAGCGAAGUGUUGGUCGACCCCCUACUAGGUGGACUGUGGACAUCAAUUGUCUACUGCAGGGAGCCGCUGGAUGCUGGCAGCUCGAAACCGUUUUGUUUGGAAGUCCAUGCAAGAAGACAUAUCCAGCAGUGGACAUCCAUCGGCUGAUGAGUCCGUCUCCUUUAUCGUUGAGCUGUAAGUUGAACUAUGCGCAGUAAUACAUUUUCGGAUGUUAGUGAUUGGGACGUAAGCUAAAAAGUGACGCACGUGUAACAUUAUGACGCCAUUACAAUCGCGUUCGAACAAUUAUUUGAUAUUUUAAAGUACCGGUCAACUACGGGUGACGCGAUUUAUAAUUAUGUUUAUAAUUGUACCUGUAUUGCCCAGACAACUGUCAUGUUGGUUCAACUUACUUGCCAGGGUCUAGACCCAUAUAAAGAAAGAAAAGUAGCAUAGGUAUAUUAUCUCGUCUAAAAUGACAACUUACACUCAAGUUUUGUCUCAUUUUCUUCACGGUAUGACUUUUCGAGAAAAAAGAACGGAAGACAAAGUUAGUUCCUAUGGAUACAAUUUAUUGAUUUACACAAAUUAUUUACAAAAAUAUUAUUGUCAAAUUAAUAUAAUAAUUAUGAAACUUUAUCUAAUAUCUAUAUACAGGAUAAAUAGUAUAAAAAUAUGUUUGGUACAGUGCAGGAAAACUUAGCAAGAUAUCUGUAAUGUCAUGCAUGUUUGGUAGAAAUUGGUAGGAAUUGGUCACAUUGAAAGAUUAAUCAAUGUAGCAACUUUACAAUGGACUCGAAAUUUUGAUUGUACUAACAUUUGAACAGUUCACUAGGUAUAUAUAAUUAAUGUUACCAAAUUGUAAACCAUGACUUUUAUAUCCUUUUAUAAAAUAAUUCAUGUUAUAUAAAUAUUAUGGACUAAUACCAUUUAUUAAAUGUGCUAUGGUACAUGUAUUUUUUCCAGCUUUAAUAUACAAUUUUAUUCUUAAAAUUAAUAUAAAGGUAUAUUAAUUUCGUUUGCUUUUGCAUAGAUUGAAAGAAAAAGGGAAAGAAUAUGUGUACCAAUCGACCGAACCAUCCCAAAGUUGUUUUGCGCGCCCAAAGAAUAUGUUAUUGGAUUUUUAUGGUGUUGUAUAAUUGUAUAAAACGUAUAUACCUGUAAAGUCGUUUAUUAGUUAUAGUAAUUUAUUUAAUGUGUAGGAGCUGGGGAUCGGAGCUCUUCUUUUAAAAGUAACUUUUAAAAGUAUGCAGCAAAAAUUACCUGUUUUGGGUAAAUUGGGCAACUAACGUUUUCCUUCGAACGGCAGUCUUUAAAAAUAAACUAUGUACCUACUAAACAAAAACUAUGUAACAUAGCGUAACCUACCAUGACAGUCUUUUUCAAAUUUCUAAUUUAUUAAACAAAAGUCAAACUUUGAAAACUAACUAUAAUUUAAAGCAAAGUUUCGAUAUUUUGUGCAUUGGCAAAAUUAAAAUCAUCCUAAUCAUUACACGCUAACAUAUUUUAAUUUUCAUUAGCCACCGUGUUACCGUAUUAACUUAGAUAUAAAUAUAUAAUGUACAAGUAAAGAAAUACUCAUAACUAUGCAAUGGUUGCAGUGGCGUGCACUUAGAUGUAUAAACGCAAUGCUUACCCUGCGGAUUCAUUAUGUGCCAGUUUUGGAGGAGAAAUUUUCCACUUUGUGUGAUUUGUACCUAAAGCGCAUACCCUAGUUAAAACAUUGUGCACGCCACUGAAUGGUUGGUGUAAAUAGGGCGAGUAAUAUUAUGAGCAACGUUGACAAUACUAUUUUGUAUGCUUAAUUUAAAAUUAGAUGUAUUAAUAAUAGUAAAAUUUAAGUGAAAAAUGCGAUAGAAAUUAAUGUUUGACUUGGCUUAUCAAUGUCUAGUCAUUCUUAUUU
This is a messenger RNA of Bicyclus anynana (squinting bush brown), 13492 nucleotides long. RefSeq lists its product as uncharacterized. The coding region runs from base 420 to 11384 and encodes 3654 amino acids. The transcript is spliced from 24 exons. The record is from RefSeq and is a predicted model, not a curated record. Gene Ontology annotation, molecular function: protein binding. Lineage: Eukaryota; Metazoa; Arthropoda; Insecta; Lepidoptera; Nymphalidae.